Phoenix dactylifera (date palm) is the source of this 1774-nucleotide messenger RNA. Its product is annotated as protein SHORT-ROOT-like. Lineage: Eukaryota; Viridiplantae; Streptophyta; Magnoliopsida; Arecales; Arecaceae. The record is from RefSeq and is a predicted model, not a curated record.
UAACAAUUGUCGAUAUAUUAUUAUACAAAUUGCUGUUGAUAAGCAAAUGGACAGCAUUAGAUUACCAACAUGACAUAGAUUUGUUUAAAAUAGGAUUUGCUCCAUAAAGACUAGUUUUGAACUGGAGUCCUCCCUUUCUCCUUGGCUCUCGCUUUUUCUUGUGUCCUUACAGAACGCAUGAACUCUUUUUACAUGGACAUGACGCCCCACCUUCAGAAGUCUCCUUAACUUACCUCCUCCAACAAACAAUCUCAUGAUCGUCAAGAAAGCAAGCGAAAUUCCAAACCAACACCACCACCACCACAUGUCGACAAGCCGUCAAUCGGAGCCCGAUGACCCCAGUGCAAGCGAGAAAUGGGCUGCAAACCUCCUCCAAGAUUGCGCAAAGGCCAUCUCGGAGAAGGACUCCAGCAAGAUCCAUCACCUUCUGUGGAUGCUGAACGAGCUCGCAUCCCCCUAUGGAGAUUGCGAACAGAAGCUGGCAUCCUAUUUCCUGCAAGCUCUCUUCUGUAAAGCAACGGAAUCGGGGGAGCGCUGCUACAAGACUCUAGUAUCGGUUGCAGAGAAAAGCCACUCUUUCGAGUCUGCGAGGAAGGUGAUCCUCAAGUUCCAGGAGGUGAGUCCUUGGACCACCUUUGGUCAUGUCGCAUCCAAUGGUGCGAUCUUGGAAGCCUUGGAAGGGGAGGCCAAGCUUCAUAUUAUCGACAUCAGCAACACAUACUGCACCCAGUGGCCAACUCUGCUGGAAGCCUUGGCAACCCGAAGCGACGAGACGCCGCAUUUAAGGCUGACGGUGGUGGCGACGGUCGGCAUGGGAGGAGGAUCGGUCAUGAAGGAGAUUGGGCAGAGGAUGGAGAAGUUUGCGAGGUUGAUGGGUGUUCCAUUUGAGUUCCAUGUGGUGAGGGUGGCGUCGCAGCUAGGGGAGCUCAAGGAGGAGGACCUGGGGCUGCGAGAAGACGAAGCAGUCGCCGUGAACUGCGUCGGGGCCUUGCGACGGGUCGCCGUGGAAGAGAGGGGCGACUUCAUGCGCCUGCUUUGCAGCCUCCGCCCGAGGGUGGUCACCGUGGUGGAGGAGGAGGCCGACUUCACAAGCACCGGGAGCGAGUACGUCAGAUGCUUCGAGGAGUGCUUGAGGUUUUACGGCGUUUUCUUCGAGAUGCUGGAGGAAAGCUUUGCUCCCACGAGCAAUGAGAGGUUAUCGUUGGAGAGGGAGUGCUCGAGGAGUAUUCUUAGCGUCCUCGCUUGCGAUGGCGAUGGUGUUGGAGACUGCGAGAGGAGGGAGAAGGGGAGCCAGUGGUUUGCAAGGCUGAUGCAAGCCUUCUCGCCCAUGAACUUCAGCGACGACGUCGUCGAUGACGUUAGGGCGUUGCUGAAGAGGUAUCGGUCAGGGUGGUCGCUCUUGCCUGCACAAGGUGACGACUCAGGCCUCUACCUGACAUGGAAGGAUGAACCAGUAGUGUGGGCAUCAGCUUGGAAACCCUAGAAUGAGGUUAGCAUCUCAUUAAUUUCCCAAACCAAUCGAUCCAAUCUCAUCUCAAAAAUUAAAAACCAUGGCUAUCAAGUUCUUUGUUUCCUCCCCAGCACCCUCAUUGUUUAUAUCCUCCUCCUUUUUUUGUUCUCGAGUGUGGGAUAUCAUGUUUCUGUGCCUGCAUUGAUGGUUUCUCUUGUAGCUUUUUGGGAUCCUCUCCCAAUUUUGCAAUUCAAGAUUGGUUAGUGUGCAUGCGAAAAAGUGCUGCUGUUUUUAUUUUUGGUAAUGAAAGAUUAAUUAGGCUGA